Petromyzon marinus (sea lamprey) is the source of this 4104-nucleotide messenger RNA. RefSeq names its product ADP-ribosylation factor 6-like. Gene Ontology annotation, molecular function: GTPase activity; GTP binding. The record is from RefSeq and is a predicted model, not a curated record. NCBI's taxonomy places the organism in Eukaryota, Metazoa, Chordata, Hyperoartia, Petromyzontiformes, Petromyzontidae.
GGUUGGGGUGAUGGGUAGGGGUGGUGAGAGAAAUAAUAAUAAUCCCUUGUGGAUUGUGGCAACAGAGUAAUUAAUUGAGGGAUGUGUGGGUGAGUUGGUUGGCGGAGAGAAGAGAGUGGUUGGUGGUGGUGAGUGGUGUUGGUGGUGGUGAGUGGUGUUGGUGGUGUUGUUGGUGGUGGUAGGAGGGCGGGGACCGUGGUGCCGCGCUCCAGAACUCUUUAUCCGGUCACUCCGCCGCCGCCGCCUUGCCUCGGGCCGCUCGUCUCUCUCGCUCGCUCGUUAACCGUGCGGUUUAAAGCAAUACCGGACUCGACGACGGCAGAGCGAUUUGGCCGGGCAGGAACGGGUCCAGUCGACCGAUUCGUUUGCGCGAUUUAAGCGGAAAAGACCGUGAGGCGGGAGGGCAAGGGAGGGCGUUGGACGCCGCUCGGAUACGGCGCGCCGAGCCCGGUUGGGAGGCGACGAGACCAGCGAGGUUUCUAGGAAAGACCGUAGGCUUCGAGGCCUUUAGCCGGCAAAAAAAAUUACGGUUUAAUUUUGCCGAUUUCUUUUAUUUAAAUAGCUUUGAUUUAUUUCGCCCCUCUUUAAACGACAUUUGGUUUAUUCUGUGAUCGAACGGUGUAAAAUGUUUAGGUCGUAUGCCGGUUAAAAUAACUAUACAGUAACUGUGAGUGCUUAUUACAGUGUAUGUCAUAGACGGGUAAGAGGCAGGAGAAAGACCGCUUACUUUCCCUCGUGUCGUGCCCAGUUUAGUUUAAAGAGUUUUGGGUUUAAUAGCACCGCCGUUUGAUUAAAAGUGCGGUAAUGUUAGUGUAAAUGUUUUAUUUAGGUCACGUGCGUGGUCACAACUGCAGUACCGCGUCCUGCUACGACUAUCCACCAAUUCGAGGCGAGCUCGUGAAGGCGACGCGAGUUUUUAGGUCGCACUGCUGUGUCAGCAUUUUGCUUUUACCAUUUUAACGUAAGUAAUUUUAAUUACAACACCGUAUACAUCUAUUUGCAUACAAAAAUAUCGAUUUCAUCCGCUUUGCGGUUCAUUAUCCGGCGGGAGUGUUGGACACGAAAGGGCGGAUAAGUUGAGUACUGUACACGAGCGGAUCAGCAGUUUCCCUCUAAGUAAUUUUUUAAAAUAUAUUAUAAACAAUUUACAUGUUCACAGUGCCGCUAUUUUGAAAGGUACAACAUUAACAGACGGAGCGACCCUUUUAUUUCUACCGCACCGAGGUAGAGAGAGCGGCGAGUUUCCGCGGCGUUGUCCGGCCUCCCUUGCGUCGGUUUCACAUCGGUUUACCCCCCCCGCGGGGGAAAUCGACGGACAAUGGGGAAAUUCCUCUCCAAGAUGUUCGGCAACAAGGAGAUGCGCAUUCUCAUGCUGGGCCUGGACGCUGCCGGCAAGACCACGAUCCUGUACAAGCUCAAGCUCGGCCAGCCCGUCACCACCAUUCCCACGGUGGGCUUCAACGUGGAGACUGUCACCUACAAGAACGUGCGCUUCAACGUGUGGGACGUUGGCGGCCAGGACAAGAUCAGGCCCCUCUGGCGACACUACUACACGGGCACGCAGGGACUCAUCUUCGUGGUGGACUGCGCCGACCGAGACCGCGUGGACGAGGCUCGGCAGGAGCUGCACCGCAUCAUCAACGACCGCGAGAUGCGCGAUGCCAUCAUCCUGGUGUUCGCCAACAAGCAGGACCUGACCGACGCCAUGAGGCCCCACGAGGUGCAGGAGAAGCUCGGACUGACCAGGGUCCGUGACCGCAACUGGUACGUGCAGCCGGCGUGCGCCUCCACUGGCGACGGUCUCUACGAGGGCCUCACGUGGCUCACGUCCAACUACAAGUCGUAGCGUGGAUGGCGUGCGUGGCUGCCCAAAAGGACUCCAUCGCUGUCGUCGUCGUCGUCAUGAUCGGCGGCAACAGAUAACAACACCAGAUGCCACUUACCCACUUGUUCAAGGCAACCGGCCAUCGUCAGCCCGAUAGGUGAGGAACGCACCUUAGACUUGCUUGGGUCACUGGCUGACAUGUCAAUCUGUUGUGCAGUGUGGGAUUUGGUGGACAAAACCACUACCGUUCAGCAAGAUUGUCCGCCCGCUCACGUGGUGAAGAGAUGGAGACACUUGGGCCACCCUGGAGCCGACAUUGGUUUGCCCCGUGUGAACUGGAGAUUUGGUGGCUAAAACCUAUCGCCAGCAUUUUUCACCUGCUCACCGGGUGAGACAGACACACUAUCUGCCUGAGCUCAAGUUGCCAUCAACUGAAGCAGCAGUGUGAUGAAUAAAAAAUAUAAAAUAAUUACUUGCCACCAACGCCUGCUUGCGCAGAGAAAAAAACAGAGACACCUGAAUCUGCAUUUUUGUUUGCCACCAUUUACACACCCUAACAUGCAAGAGGACACCUGACUGCCUGGGCCUCCCUGAUCUGAAGUUGCUUGGUCAGGUGUUUGCUUUGUGUGCUCAGUGGAAGUGUGGUCAUCUUAUCACGUUGCUGCUCACCAACAGAAUUGAAAAUCUUAAGAUUGAUUGGGCCCUAAGUUGGGCUGAAGUUUAAUUUUUUUUUAGUGUAUGGUGGCUAAACCCAUCACCAACAUCGCCGUGACCCACGCAGCCGCAAUGGGGACAAUGACAAGAGACUUGAUCCACCUUUGUUUCGAAAGAAUGAAGUUGAUGUCUCAUUUACCCCAGGUUUUUUACGGGUGGAUGGUGGCCCAAUUGCCAUAUUUAUCAACCAAGCUUGGGUUUGUGUUAAGAGUAUUUGCCAAGGCAUCUGGUUCUGCCUCGUGUUGGAGUAAGAAGGCAGGUUGGCCUUGUCAAUGACCGAGAAGCUGCGUCACCUCACAUUUCUUCCUGGUUUUUCUGAGACAACGGUGAAACCCAGCUCAGCCUUGGGGCGCGUGAACCUUUCCACCGGGCAGACUGCUCUGCUCUCUCGUCGACAACUGAGAACUCUGCUGUCUUGACUCUGAUCCCUUUGUUGCGCUUGAACUCUAGAGGUGAAAAAAUCCCUUUCAGGAACAAGGUGGAUCAGUGGAGUGGCACUGGUCUUAGAGGCCAGAGGGGCCAGGCUUGUCUCCUGACACUCGUUGGACCUCUGACUGUGGACGCUGCUGUGUCUACACCUGGAGUACUUAUACCACAUUUCGAAUGAUGUAUGAUGUGUUUGGCGAUGAAAAUAAUGGUAUGACAAGCACAGGCGUCUAUUUUUAUAUACGUGUAAAGUUGUACUUUUGAGUGCGCUUCUCAAACAGCAACUGGGUUCUAAUGUGGUUCAGGUCUUUGGCUCUCGCAGGCGUGGUAGGGGUUUAUGGCCAUGCCCGAUUGUCAUUGUAUUCUCUUAAAACGACGGCACACACUUGCACACAAUCAUCACUGAGCGAGGUAGCUAGUGCAGUAUUUUCUGACUUCAAGAUUUGGGUUUUCAUUAUGUUGUGUAAUUAUUAUGACUUACGAGAGCUGCAGUUUAGGGCCAUAACGUUUGCUCACUCAGUUACACGAAUGCAUAUUCAUUGGUAACCAACAACAAAAAUCCCAUGUGUUGAGGCUGGCACUUAAUGACCACAAUUGUGUGUGUGUGGCUGUGUACGCUCGUGUAGAUGUUUUGCGUGGUUUGUGUGUGUGUGUAUAUGCUCGACAUUGCUUGAGGUAUUGAAAUUGCUAUCUUAAGCCCAGGCGUGGUUCUGUCUUCGGUCCACGAAGCUUAAAGCGAGUUCCUGGUGUUGUUGGGUGGUCAGUGUCAGCAUAGGGGGAGACGGAGGGGUGUCCGAGCCAUACGUGGUUCUGGCCAUGCCAACACCUUGUGCUGUGUGCCGGUCUGCUCACGAACCAGCACUUGUCCCAGCAGUCUUCAAUGAUGGAUCUUUUGCGUUCAUAUAAGUUUGUGCGUGCGUGCUCGUGGUGUGGCUGUGUGUGUGUGUGUAUGCCUGUUUUGUGUGCGUGCGUGCGCGAAUUCGGCACUUGGUUGACUGCGCAACUGUCGGGGCUGAUCUCGUAAUAGCUCCGAAGCACGCGGCGACGCAGCGCCGCUGUUGAAACUGUCUCUGCCGCUCGCCAAUGUUUUCCACGAGUUUAAAAUCGUUUUAAUCGCAGAUCGUACAAAAAAAAACCCC